This is a messenger RNA of Oryza sativa Japonica Group (Japanese rice), 3237 nucleotides long. RefSeq lists its product as uncharacterized. The record is from RefSeq and is a predicted model, not a curated record. NCBI's taxonomy places the organism in Eukaryota, Viridiplantae, Streptophyta, Magnoliopsida, Poales, Poaceae.
CCGUCCAAUCACUAUGUCGGUUCAAAUCAACGGAGUAAGAUCUGGAUUUACGCCGCCCUAAUUGCCAUAGCCGAGCCUACAAUUAAGGAAGGCAUUUUUUUCUAUGGGCCUUGCAUUGAGCCCGGCCCAAAUAUCUAGCCUUUAGCCUUACACGCAUUGUAGACUUUGUGCAUCAUAUCUUGCGCACAACGUGUUUUGUACAGUUAUACGGUUGUGUCCUUGUUUUUAUCUGCUCUUUUUUUUUCUUCUGCAAAAAAAAUGUGUGUAUGAAUGUAUGAAUUAUAUAGGGCUAUUUUUUUGGUUGCAUACCAAAACUUGUCUUGCCAAAUAUUUGGUAACUUUGAAUAAUACAUGCUACUAUGCAUUUACAUUGUUACCAAUUUUUACCAAGCUAUUACAAUUGAUACUACAUUACCAGAACAUUGGUAGUGCUAAAACUUAUCUAAGGUUUAACACUACCAAUAAUUUAGUUCUCCUUGUUUUAUUGCAAAAUUAAUGUACACGUUGCAUAUAUAUAGUGUAAGAAAGAGUUAAUCGCACAUUAAUGUAACAUUUAUUGCAAAAUUAAGUUUAAUCUUAAACUACCCCAAGUUUUCCUAUGUGGAUAUUAUUAUGGCCGCCUCGCCCGCCUGCAGAUGCGCGAUGCGUGCGUGGCGAGCACGACUCGCAUGAAACCCAGACUAGAUGCAUAAUCAGGUCGGUUCAAUUCAAAUCACUAAUGUCGGUUCAAAUCCAUCUCAUCCGUCCAACCACUAUGUCGGUACGAAUCAACGGCACAGGAUAAGGAAGGAAAUCUUCAUGGGCCUCCCGUUGCGGCCCAAAUAAGAAGGCCAUGGCCUAUAUAGAUCGGAAAUCCAGAGCGAUCCCUUCUCGCAGUCUCGCCUAGCUCCUGAAGUUUUAACGAUCGCCUCCAUGGAUUCCGCCGCCACCGUCGCCGCCGCCCGCCUCCUCGGCCCUCCGGUGAUCCGAGCCGCGCGGCCGCCGCACGAUGCCGCCGACGCCGCCUCCCACCCCUUCCUCCAGCUACUCGACGCCAACUUCAACCCCCCUCCUCCUGGUCCUCCCGCUGCCUUCGGAUCGAAGACGAAGGCGACGCCGCGGAAGGCCCGCACCGAGAACGACUCCGCCACCUACGCCAACUCUGGCAACCCCUGCCUCGACCUCUUCUUCCAGGUCGUCCCCGACACGCCCGCCGACCGCGUCCGCGGCCUCGUCGCCGCCGCGUGGGCGCACGACCCGCUCACCGCGCUCAAGCUCGUCUGCAACCUCCGCGGCGUGCGCGGCACCGGCAAGUCCAACAAGGAGGGGUUCUACGCCGCCGCGCUGUGGAUGCACGAGCACCACCCGAGGACGCUCGCCUGCAACGUCGCCGCCCUCGCCGAGUUCGGCUACCUCAAGGACUUCCCCGAGCUGCUGUUCCGCCUGAUCCACGGCAACGACGUCCGCAAGCUCGGCAAGGCCAAGGCGGCCGCCCACAAGAUGCGCAAGGCCAGGGAGAAGAAGGCUGCCACACUGGCCGGCCGAAAGCGCAGCCGAGGCUACGGUGGCGGCAGCAUCCUCGACGCCAUGACGCCGUCCAAGCCGCUGCUCUCCGAUUUUGUCUCCGCCGAGCUCUCCAAAUCCAAAACCAAGAGCAAGAGCAAGGUCAAGCCCGAGACAAGCAGCAGCAAUCCCGGCGCGGCGAUGGAGAUCGAGAAGCCUCAAGAGGCGGCGCAGCCCGUCGCCAUGGAGGUGGACGGGAAGCCGGAGAAGGAGAAGGGGGUGGGCGGGAAGCCGGAGAAUAAGGAGGUCUCGAAGAAGGCGCGGAAGGCGGGCAAGUUCGCCGUGCAGUCGCUGGAGAGGUACUACGGCGACCGCGCCUACCGCUUCCUGUUCGACUGCGUCGCCGAGUUCUUCGCCGAACUCCUCGCCUCCGACCUCGAGCAGCUGGCCCCCGGCGGCAAGCGGAGGAAGAUCGGACUCGCCGCCAAGUGGUGCCCCACGCCGGGAUCGUCGUUUGACAGGACGACGCUGCUCUGCGAGGCCAUCGCCCGCCGCCUCUUCCCGCGCGACUCCAGCCCAGACUACGCCCAGCUCUCGGACGAGCACUACGCCUACAGCGUCCUCCGCCGCCUCCGCCGGGAAGCGCUGGUGCCGCUGCGCGACGUUCUCCAGCUCCCCGAGGUGUACAUGAGCGCCCGGCGAUGGUCCGAGCUGCCCUACACCCGCGUCGCCUCCGUGGCCAUGAGGCGCUACAAGGCCCUGUUCAAGAAGCACGACGAGGACCGCUUCGCCCAGUACCUCGCCGCCGUCGAGGAGGGCAAGGCCAAGAUCGCGGCGGGCGCGCUCCUGCCGCACGAGAUCGCGUCCGCCGCCAUGCGCGGCGAGGAGGACGACGUGUCCGAGCUGCAGUGGCGCCGCAUGGUGGACGACCUCCGCGCCAAGGGCUCCCUGCGCAACUGCAUCUCCGUGUGCGACGUGUCCGGGAGCAUGUCCGGCACGCCGAUGGACGUGUGCGUGGCGCUCGGCGUGCUCACGUCGGAGCUCAGCGAGGAGCCGUGGGCGGGGAGGGUGAUCACCUUCAGCGCGAGGCCCCAGCUCCACAUGAUCAAGGGCAAGACCCUCGCCGAGAAGCUGCGGUUCGUGCAGAGGAUGGACUGGUGCAUGAACACCAACUUCCAGGCGGUGUUCGACCAGAUCCUCCGCACGGCCGUCGACGGCAGGCUGCCGCCGGAGAAGAUGAUCAGGACCGUGUUCGUGUUCAGCGACAUGGAGUUCGACGAGGCGUCGACCAACCACUGGGAGACCGACUACGAGACCAUCUGCAGGAAGUUCGGGAGCGCCGGCUACGGCGACGCGGUGCCGCAGAUCGUGUUCUGGAACCUUCGCGACUCCACGUCGACGCCGGUGACGUCGACGCAGCCCGGGGUGGCCAUGGUGAGCGGCUUCUCCAAGAACCUCCUCAAGAUCUUCUUGCAGAACGAUGGCGUGGUGAACCCGGAGGCGGUCAUGGCCGCCGCCAUCGCCGGGGAGGAGUACCAGAAGCUCGUGGUGUUUGAUUAGAGUAGCGAAUGUUGUUUUUCUCCUCUUUCCGAAUUUUACUCUAGCUAUCUGCUAUCUCCUCUGUUAAAAUCUAGCUAUAAUCGAAUUGAGUUUGAUCCCCACAUUGGAACCAGUAAGAGAAAUGAAUUUGGUAGAGCUGGUCUAAAUUUUGCGUGGCGUCAGCUCCUUCUGAUUACUUGAUUUGAUACGCUCAAA